AUGAGCGCGCGUCGAGCUUCCCAUUUCCCCACGCGGACAACGGCAAAUCACGACCGCCCCGGCAGUAGAGACGCGGACAAGGAGGAAAUAUGGAAGCCCAUGCUAGACAACAUCUCGAGUGGCAAGCGACUACCAGAGAAGAGCCUGCUCGUCUUGGGAGGUACACCAGAAACACAGCGAGAGUUCCUGGAUUCGCUAUCAACAGACGCCUCAGGCAACCGAAGACCGCCAGAUCGAGGCAGGAAGCCGCCAAUUGCUAAUCAGUUUGCGCUGGGCUACACUUACCAAGACGUGCUUGACACCGACCACGAAGACACUCUCGCCCGCCUCUCGCUCUACCUGCUCGCAAACCCCUCGCCAUCCUUCACCCCCCUGAUCAAGCCCUACCUAAACCCGCGCACGCUCCCCCAUAUGCUAAUAGUCAUUCUGCUCGACUGGAAUCACCCCUGGUUAUGGAUAAGGCAACUUCGCGACUGGAUACGAGUGCUGAGGUCACUCAUUCUUUCGCUCGAUGAUGCCUCCAAGGUAGCCCUAGAGGAGAACAUCCAGACACUGCAGGAUAAGGGGCGCAACCUAGGCACAGAAGGAAGUAGCAUGGAGAGUGUCAAAAUACCGCUAGGACCCGGAGAGUGGGAUGAGCCGCUCGGCAUACCACUGUGUGUUGUGUGUCAGAACGCUGACAAGAUUGAGAGUCUUGAAAAGGAGCGAGGUUGGAAAGAGCCCGAGUUCGACUUCAUACUUCAGUACAUGCGCACCAUUUUACUCAAGCAUGGAUCGAGCCUAGUAUACACGAUGCCCACAGCACCUGGGUCAUUACGGACACUCAUACACUCAACCCUUGGCAUCAAGUCGCUCCUCAAGCAGGAGGAGCUACGACAUAAUUUAACCGACCGCGACCGGGUACUCGUACCGCCAAACUGGGAUUCGUGGGCAAAGAUUCGAAUACUGCGCGACAAGUUUGACAUUGAGGGGAUCAGCGAGAAAUGGAGUGUGGAUAUCGACAUUCCUCGGCACAUGCGGCCGACAAAUGGAGGCGCUCCAACGCCUGUAGAAGAUGAUGCUCAAGUAGCCGGCGAGUCGACCCCAGUUACGGAAGAAGAGCAGGACGAACCAUCCGCGACUUCCAUCUACGAGGAAACCAUACGCAAUCCCGAGUCGGAUUAUCCGCUAUCCAGUGUUUCGAGACACACCAAUGGCAUUGAAAUAGCGAGUAAAGACGCGCAAACAUUCCUUGCUGAUCAAGUCGAUAUUCUCGAGCAAUUACGACAGGAAGAUGCGAAUGAGGCAGCCAUCAAAGCUGCACGAAAGGAACAAGACCCGUCCAACGUUAGGGCCUAUACAGACGAUGCGUCUGGAGUCGUCGAGGAACACAUUGGGCCAGUGCAGUUCAAUAUGGGCGGCAUUCAGGUGAAUGCUGACGAGAUGGUCAAGCGACUGCAGGACCGUCAAGCAAGCCGAACAGACGAGCCUAAAACACCACCACCCAAAGCACAGGAUUCUAAUAUCAUGGACAACGAAAAACUAAGGUCAUUUUUCUCUGGCCUCGUCAACAAGGGACCUUCAAGCAGCCCACGAGGCGCAUGA
Molecule: messenger RNA, 1584 nt
Organism: Cucurbitaria berberidis CBS 394.84
Lineage: Eukaryota; Fungi; Ascomycota; Dothideomycetes; Pleosporales; Cucurbitariaceae
Exons: 4
Coding region: 1-1584 (527 amino acids)
Biological process (GO): microtubule-based movement; microtubule cytoskeleton organization
Cellular component (GO): centrosome; cytoplasmic dynein complex
Molecular function (GO): dynein heavy chain binding
Source: RefSeq, a predicted model, not a curated record